Molecule: messenger RNA, 1290 nt
Organism: Funneliformis mosseae
Lineage: Eukaryota; Fungi; Glomeromycota; Glomeromycetes; Glomerales; Glomeraceae
Source: the annotation of a GenBank genome assembly
AUGAAUUCCUUAAAUAGAGCCAUUGAUAGAAUCGAUAACAAGACCGCCAAACCAUUUUGUUUUCAUAAUACUCAAUCAAAAGAAAUUUUAUACAAGAACAACAUUACCGUUUCACCCCCAACUCAAAGACGUUUGAUCUUUAAUUACGUUCAAUACAUCAAAACAUUUUCAAACGCUGAAAUUUGUAGAGGAAUAUCGUUCCUACUGAAUAAUCAUUCCAACAAUCCACGUGACUUUGACAUCAAUAAAAAUAUCGUGGCGGCACAAGAAGUUUUUAAGAUGCUCGUGAAACAAAUUUCUCUGAGACGAUUAUUCUAUUACACUUACACGUCCCACCUAUAUAUACCAUUUGUCACCUACCCUGGGGCGAUCGAUUGUUUUAGAAAUCUUUCGGAAUUGAAUUGUGGUUCCGACAUUGAUUCUGAACUCCUUUAUCGAUUAUCUCAAAUCUGUCAAAAAAUACGAACGUUAAACGUGACCUUUUGCGAACGAAUCUCAACCGGAUUUUCCGAUUUAAUCUCAGUUCAACAAAGAUUAAAUUGUUUACAAAUCUUUCAAACUUACAAAUGUGUGAGUUUCACGAACAUCAUCCCAUCAUUCAAAAGUUUAUCAAAGUCAUUAACCAAAUUUGAAUUUUAUGGUGGAAAUCAUCAUAAUCCCCCUUUAUCAUUCAUAACGCAAUUCACAAAUUUGAGAGAAUUGUAUUUAUUAUUCAAUCACAACGAUUACUCGGUAAAUUUUCGGGACGUCACCUUUCCGCACCUGCGAAUCUUGGUGUUUAAAUAUUAUAGUCCAAGGUUCAUUAAUUUAAAUGAAUUUUUAAAGAUUAAUGGAAAGUAUUUGAGAGAACUUCAAAUUGGAAAAUCCAACAAUUUGAUAAACUUUUCCAUAUCAACAUUCUGUAGGAAUUUAAAAUAUUUACGUACAAACUUUCUAUAUAAUGAGGGGAGAACGUUAAAACAAAUCUUUAAAAAUUGUAAUCAAUUAAUGACUCUCGAAAUCUCAUGUGAAAAUUUCUAUUUAAACGAAAUCGAAUUGUUAGAAAUUGUCGCGGAACACUCCCCCAAAGGGUUUCAUGAAUUGAAAGUAUGCGCAUAUUUGAUAGGAACAAAGUUAUUUUCGAAAAGGUCACGAAGAACGAUCUUUACGGAAGAUUAUAUCCCUCCAAGAACCCUUUCGAUAAACCUUACGGUUGAAUCGAAUGCGACGGAAAUAGAUUAUACAUCGAUUAAUGAAUUUAAAAAAUUGUGCAUAAUUAAACAAUUUAAAGUGAUCGAGGAUAGUUAUUAG